Molecule: messenger RNA, 5701 nt
Organism: Pongo pygmaeus (Bornean orangutan)
Lineage: Eukaryota; Metazoa; Chordata; Mammalia; Primates; Hominidae
Gene: ZBTB24
Product: zinc finger and BTB domain containing 24
Exons: 8
Coding region: 347-2440 (697 amino acids)
Biological process (GO): regulation of transcription by RNA polymerase II
Cellular component (GO): nucleus
Molecular function (GO): DNA-binding transcription factor activity, RNA polymerase II-specific; protein binding; RNA polymerase II cis-regulatory region sequence-specific DNA binding
Source: RefSeq, a predicted model, not a curated record
GGCGACUCUGCGGGCCACGUGGUUCGGCGUCCGCGCGCAAGCGGCUCUUGGCGUCGCGCUUCCGGGUUGGCUGUGGCUGUGGCUGUGGCGGCGGCGCAGGGGCAGAAACCGGUGCGGUGCAGAAGCCCCAGAGGCGGGCGGGGCGGAGCGGAGGGCCAGCGGGCCCCGGCGCGGGUAUCCCGCCAGGCCGCCGGGUGAGCUGGCAGCGACCCGGACCCCACCGGGCGCCCCUGAGAGGUGGUGGUCUCGUUCUGUCGCCCAGGCUGGAGUGCAGUGGCACGAUCACGGCUCACUGCAACCUCGAACUCCCAGGCUCAGAUUUAACCCUUCGUGGCUUCUGAAGAAAAUGGCAGAAACAUCGCCAGAGCCUUCUGGGCAGCUUGUUGUACACUCAGACGCUCACAGUGACACUGUCCUGGCCAGUUUUGAGGAUCAGAGGAAGAAAGGCUUCCUCUGUGACAUUACUUUAAUCGUGGAGAAUGUACAUUUCCGGGCCCACAAAGCCUUACUUGCUGCCAGUAGUGAAUACUUCUCAAUGAUGUUUGCAGAAGAGGGGGAUAUUGGCCAAUCCAUUUAUAUGCUGGAAGGCAUGGUUGCAGACACCUUUGGUAUCCUGCUGGAAUUUAUCUACACAGGUUAUCUCCAUGCCAGUGAGAAAAGUACAGAACAAAUCCUGGCUACUGCUCAGUUCUUAAAAGUCUAUGACCUGGUAAAGGCUUAUACAGACUUCCAAAAUAAUCAUAGCUCCCCAAAGCCAACAACUUUGAACACUGCUGGUGCCCCAGUGGUGGUUAUCUCUAAUAAGAAAAACGAUCCUCCAAAGCGGAAACGGGGAAGACCAAAAAAAGUCAAUACAUUGCAGGAGGAGAAAUCAGAACUGGCUGCAGAGGAAGAAAUACAGUUAAGAGUGAACAAUUCAGUUCAGAAUAGACAAAACUUUGUGGUUAAAGGAGACAGUGGUGUACUGCAUGAGCAGAUUGCAGCAAAAGAAAAGGAAGAAUCGGAGCCUACUUGUGAGCCAAGUAGAGAGGGGGAAAUGCCAGUUGAAAAAGAUGAGAACUAUGAUCCCAAGACCGCGGAUGGCCAGGCAAGCCAGAGUCGGUACAGCAAGCGGAGGAUUUGGAGAUCCAUCAAACUUAAAGAUUACAAACUUGUUGGGGAUCAAGAGGACCAUGGUUCAGCCAAGAGGAUCUGUGGAAGGAGAAAGCGCCCUGGAGGCCCUGAGGCCCGCUGUAAAGACUGUGGCAAGGUCUUUAAGUACAAUCACUUUUUAGCAAUCCACCAGAGGAGCCACACAGGGGAGCGACCUUUCAAAUGUAAUGAGUGCGGAAAAGGCUUUGCCCAGAAGCACUCACUACAGGUCCACACCAGGAUGCACACAGGCGAGCGGCCGUACACCUGCACCGUGUGCAGCAAGGCUCUGACCACCAAGCACUCACUGCUGGAGCACAUGAGCCUGCACUCAGGACAGAAGUCUUUUACCUGUGAUCAAUGCGGAAAAUAUUUCAGCCAGAACAGACAACUAAAGAGCCAUUACCGAGUUCAUACAGGCCACUCAUUACCGGAAUGCAAAGACUGCCAUCGCAAAUUCAUGGACGUGUCUCAGCUAAAGAAACAUCUGCGAACACACACAGGUGAGAAGCCAUUUACUUGUGAAAUCUGUGGCAAAUCUUUCACAGCAAAGAGUUCUCUUCAGACCCACAUCAGAAUCCAUCGAGGAGAAAAGCCAUACUCGUGUGGCAUUUGUGGCAAAUCCUUCUCUGACUCCAGUGCCAAAAGGAGACACUGCAUUCUACACACCGGCAAGAAGCCUUUCUCCUGCCCUGAGUGUAACUUACAGUUUGCUCGCUUAGACAACUUGAAGGCUCACUUGAAAAUUCAUAGCAAGGAGAAGCAUGUGUCAGAUGCCAGCAGCAUUUCUGGCAGUAGUAAUACAGAAGAGGUCAGGAAUAUUCUUCAGCUACAGCCAUAUCAACUCUCUACCUCGGGAGAGCAGGAAAUUCAGCUUCUUGUAACCGAUUCUGUACAUAACAUCAAUUUCAUGCCUGGUCCUAGCCAGGGAAUCAGCAUCGUGACUGCAGAGAGUUCCCAGAACAUGACUGCAGACCAGGCUGCUAAUCUUACGCUGCUCACGCAGCAGCCAGAGCAACUGCAGAAUUUAAUUCUUUCGGCUCAACAGGAGCAAACAGAACACAUUCAGAGCCUCAAUAUGAUUGAAAGCCAGAUGGGGCCCUCACAAACAGAGCCAGUGCACGUGAUCACUCUGUCCAAGGAAACACUGGAACAUCUUCAUGCCCAUCAAGAGCAAACAGAGGAGCUCCAUUUAGCUACAAGUACUUCAAAUCCAGCUCAGCACCUGCAGCUGACACAGGAGCCUGAUCCGCCACCACCCACUCACCAUGUGCCCCAGCCAACGCCGCUUGGCCAGGAGCAGAGCUGACCUGUAAACACGUUUGACUGCUUGAUUGGGCUCCUCUUAUAAGCCAGCUGUGACUGGAUUUUGAACGCUUGAAGUCAGGCUCUCCACACCAUCGACUUGCAGAUCCUUCUGUGAGAGCUGUGAUGGCUAACUGAUGUUUAUAAUGCCCUCCAUCCAGGUAGCAAGAUGUGUGUAUGUCUUGUCUAAGGUACUGAUUUGGAUUGAGCAUUUCAAUAUUGUUGAAUGGUUUUCAUUUUCAUCUGCAACGUCUCAUAAAGACUCAGGUAGUUUUUCGUUGAGGGCAUUGAUCUCAGUUUUUCUGUAAGGUUUAAAUGUUCACAGCCAUAGGUUAUGGUCUUGCCAACCUCCCCAGUUAUGUUUUUUUAUUUUCUAGGACAAAGGGAGUCAUUUUGGUUGAACUCGGCAGAAUGGUUUGUUCUAUUUUCUUAUUUUUCUUAGGCAACACAGUUGUUAACACAAGACAAGUCAGGGCUAAAUAUGACAGAUCACAAUGUAUGGGUAAUUUGCCCUUUUAAUAACUUCCAGUCCCCUAAGACAAAGUAACCAUCAACGUUUUAUCUUUGUGCAGUACAGUGGGCUUAUUGUGUUACACUUCAGAAAGAUUCAAACUCAAACUCAGUAUUUUAACUCAAAAUUCAUGUAACAAGAUAGCCAAAAGUAUAGGAUUUUUUUUUUAAAUUCUGAAUUCAUCUUUUCUGAGAAACAUAAAUUUACAUAUUUUUUAACAGCAAGCUAUCAAAAUUCUAAUUAAGUUUAAAAUACAAAAUUGGAUCAAGACAUUCACCCUAAAUUCUGAAUUUCUGUCAGAAAAGAGAUUUGAUUUUCAUGAAGGUAAAGCUUUCUUCACUAUUCUGGAACAUAAAACUUUAUUCAGUGUAAUUUAAGUCUUAUAUAUACUCUACUGAAUUCUAACUGAUCUCCUGAAAAUGUUGAUCUGUGUGUUGUGUCUGAUAACUUUCUGGAGAUGGAAGCUUAUUAUAAUUCAUUUUUAUUGCAGACUAGUUAAAUCCCACAAAGGGAAUAUCUUCUCCUAAUCUUUCCUUUUUUAGAGACAGGGUCUCACUCUAUCACCCAGGCCAGAGUGUAGCGGCACAGUCAUUGCUCACUGUAACCUCAAAUUCCUGGGCUCAAGCAACCCUCCCACCUCAGCCUCCUAGUAGCUGGGACUACAGGGAUGUACCACCACCCCCAGCUAAUCUUCAUCUAAUCUUAAAACUUUGAGCCUCAGAGACUUUGUAGCCAGCAUGUGUCUGUAAUUGUAUGAUUUUUAAAUCAUCAUCAAAAGAUUAAAUUAUGUUUGGGUUAGGUUUUCAAGCUAAGCUUAUUGAAUUCUUUUACCACUUUCAUGUAAGCUGGUAGGGGAUUUUUGAGAAAAGAAGGUGGGCACUAGUAUAUCUAAAUUAACAAUGCUGAUGGAGAGUAGGGGGUAAUCUACUCUAAAAUUAAUAGAGCCUUUCCAUCAAUUGUUUUGUUUUAGACAUCCUUGAUUUCUACCUAAAUCAAAUAAGUUAUUUGGAGGUUAGAGUAAUAGAGAAUUCUUCAGGUUUGAGAGAAGAUAAAAGCAUUUUGGUUGCAUAUUUGCUAAGCUAUAUUUUAUUAUAUGUAAUUCACAAAAUAUCCAAAAUGAUAUAUAUCUUAUAUGUAUCAACCAAACUAAUGUUAAAUUAGGCCUGACUAGAGCAAAGAUAACAAUUUUUUACAAACACUGUUAAGCCCUAAGUAUUAUUUCAGGUUCUCGUUUGAACUGUUUAAUUUUAUUCUUAAAACACAAAGUUUUUACCAGCUUUUCAAAGGCCACCAAUCCACAUUUUCUCCAGGAAAUUAAAUAUUUAAGUAAGUGAAUUUUUACUCACUCUGGAUAGCUAGGUGAUUAUUCAGAAAAUACGGUUACAUAGCUAUUUAUAAGUCAAGUUUCACUGGCUCUAUAACAGUCUACCUCUACACUAAGAGAACUAUAACGUGAACAACAUAGGUCACUUUAAAUGUUCUAGUAGCAACAUUUAAAAACAUAAAAAGCAGCAGGUGAAAAUGUUAAUAAAAGUUUAUUUAAUCCAACAUUUGCCAAAUAUUUCAACAUAUAAAAAUAUAUUAGUGAGACCUUUUACAUUCUGUUUUUCAUACUAAGCUUUCAAAAUCCGGUGCAUAUUUUACACUUUCUGCACAUCUCAAUUUGGAUGCUAAUGUUCAUUGGACAUACUUGAUCUGUAUUUAGAUUUCAUACAACUUACAGUUGAAAACAGAUUCUCAUAUCAAGUAGCUAAGACAAAAGUUUUUUUCAAGAAUGGAAAUAAGUAUCAGUUUAAAAAUUUAUAUUAAAAUUUAUUAAAAUUAAAAUCCAGUUCCUUGUUGCAUGGGACACAGUGCGAAUGCUUGAUAAGCACAUGUAGCUAGUGGCUGCUAUAUUGGACAGCAUGGGACACCUGUUUCUAGCUUGAGCAUCAGUCCUAGCCAUGCCUGAAUUAUUUGACCAGCUGUCAAAGAGAAACAAGGAAAUGAUAACUUUAUCAAUCUAGCCUCUUUCUUUGUCCCACAUAUACAUUCUACCCCUUUGAAUAAAAAAGUUCAGUGACGCCGGGCGUGGUGGCUCACGCCUGUAAUCCCAGCACUUUGGGAGGCCAAGGUGGGCGGAUCACGAGGUCAGGAGUUCAAGGCCAGCCUGACCAACAUAAUGAAACCCCAUCUCUACUAAAAAUACAAAAAUUAGCCGGACGUGGUGGUGUACGCCUGUAAUCCCAGCUACUCAGGAGGCUGAGACAGGAGAAUCACUUGAACCCAGGAGGCAGAGGCUGCAGUGAGCUGAGAUCACGCCAUUGCACUCAAGCCUGGUGACAGAGCAAGACUCUGUCUCAAAAAAAAAAGUUCAAUGACUUGAGUACCCAAAAGAAAUGUCGUGAACAUGAAAGUACUUCUCAUGUGUCCUUGAGAAAUGAUGUUGCUAGUGCAGUGUUUCACAAUUCAUUUUCUACUAAAUGUGUACAAUUUUUUAAAUUGUUUUAACAGGAAAUAUAGAGUGUGUUUCUUAGGAAAUAGAAUGUUAUGCUUUGGGGCUCCUGAAAUACCUCAUUUUGAAGGUGAAUCUUUGGUUUUCUCCCAGUAGAGGGUCGGCCUUGGGAUGACUGGAGCUCUUACCAUCAAAAUCAGUUAUUCAAGUGCUUGCCCAGUGCUUCUUGAAACUCACCUCUACUCUGUAUUUUCUACAGUUGGUUCUUGUAUUAUAAAUGUUGUGAGCAACAGAUUAAAUGAUGCUGAGGAAUGAAAAAA